Phanerochaete carnosa HHB-10118-sp is the source of this 1677-nucleotide messenger RNA. RefSeq lists its product as uncharacterized. Bases 236 to 1567 code for a protein of 443 amino acids. Lineage: Eukaryota; Fungi; Basidiomycota; Agaricomycetes; Polyporales; Phanerochaetaceae. The record is from RefSeq and is a predicted model, not a curated record. The transcript has 6 exons.
ACUUCAUACGCUUCCGCCGCUUGCGCCACAACGGCAGAGCCGUCUUAGGCAUUGCGGCUGGAGGUAUGGCUCGACCACAUGCCGGUCUCAUACUCGUGCUGCUUCGAGCUCCUGACCAGCGCCCUUGCACACUUCCCCAGCUCUGACUUCUCUAAUCUCUAAUUUUCUCCGCUCGGGCUCUUCAGAGGCAUUUCUGUCACGUUGCGUUGCCAGCUCGAUUUCGAGGCCUAACACCAUGACAGGCAAGAGAAGGUUUUCCGCGAGCAGCCAAGAGUCUAACGGCACGCCGCCGCUCGCAACUCAAACGGCGGAAUGGCCAGCCUCGUCGAAAGCUAUAGAGGAUGCACAAUACUUCUUGAAAGAAUGUGCAUCGAAAUCAUCCUGCACCCUGCUAGUACCAGACAAGGAUGCAGACGGGCUAAGUGGGGGACUCAUCAUAUACCGCACGCUCGUCGCUCUAGGGCACUCUGAAGAGGCACUCAGGGUCCACUUCGUUACCCAAGGUUCGAACCCUCACCGGGAACAGGAGCGGCAGAGGCUGGAAGCUCAUGGUGCCGACUACGCUAUCGUCGUCGACCAGGGAAGCCGCCCUGGGUCUGCGCUCGUGCCAGGAGCCAAGACGCUCUUGGUUGACCAUCAUCUCAGCGACGAGUUUCCGGAUGACACAUUGGUUCUCUCGGCGUGCAAAUACGAGCCGGUCGUUACAUCUGCAACGCUGGCGUAUCUACUCUGCCGGCCCCUUCAUCCCUCUGUGGUCGCGUUAUGCGACUAUCUUUGCGCCAUGGGUACGCUGGGAGAUCUGGGCACGUCGUUCCAGUUCCCUCCGCCCUUCCCACAGGAAGACAUGAAGGCCUGUUUCAAGAAAUACAUCAAGAAGGUAAUCAACGAAGCCAUCAGCCUUGUCAAUGCCCCGAGGCGUACAGCCACCUUCGAUGUCGAGUCUGCCUGGAAGGCCCUCCUCGCAUCAUCAGGCCCAUCAGACAUCGUGAACCCGCGCCGCUCGUCUCCGGCCCAGCUCGCGCUCUCGAAGCGCCUGCACGAAGCCCGUCUCGAGGUCACCGCCGAAGUCGCGCGCUGCGCACACGUCGCGCCCGCGUUCUCGGGCGACGGCAGGGUCGCGCUGCUCCGCAUCGACAGCGCCGCGCAGGUGCACCCCCUCGUCGCCACGCGCUGGGCCGGGCACCUCAGGUCGGCGCGCCUGCAGGCCGUCAUAGUCGCAAACACGGGCUACGCGCCGGGCCUGACGCACUUCUCGUGCCGCGUCGCCCGCUGCGCGAGCGGUGGCCCUGGACCCGCCGCCGCCGGGGCGGCCGUCGACGUCAUCGCGCUCCUGAAGGACUACGCCGCGCGCGUGCCGGGGUUCGCGGAGGCGGUGGGCAAUGACUUUGCGCGCGGGCACACGCAGGCGAGCGGCGGCAUCGUCACCACGGAGCAGUUUGAGCGCUUGUGGGAGGUGAUGGUCGCGAGCGCGCCUAAGGACGAGGAGAGCGGGGAGAAGUCGAGGAAGAGGCGCAAGAAGGAUAGUGUACAGAAGAACACACUUGAAGGAUGGGUGAAGCGGGCUUAAAUUUAGUCCGAAUGGAUAAUGACAUCUGUCUAAGAGAUCGUGCAUUGCUAAGGAGUGACGUGGGUACCAAUGUGAAACGAAAGUCUACCAAGUAGUUAAUUCUACGAAAG